AUGGUCACCAUCAGCGAGGGGGAUGCGCUGGCUGCCUGCGGGUCUUUCGCUUUCGCCAGAGCGGUUGUGGAGGGCUGCCCGUACAGCAGCAGCGAAGCGCUCGUCGACAGAGCGAGGCAGAUCUGGUGGACAGAGGUUCCGAUCAGAGGAUGGCUGCAAGCGUUCGAGGCGCACCCGCGCAUCGGCGACAUGAAAACAUUGAGGACAAAGCACGGGGCUUUUGGUGAGCUCAGCCGCGACGAGCAGGCAGCUGCAAGCAGUGCCAACCAGGCCAUCCUGGGGGAGCUGGCCUACAUGAACCAGCUCUAUGAGCAGCGCUUUGGCCACAUCUUCAUCAUCUGCGCAUCGGGCAAGACAGCCAACGAGAUGCUGGCGGUCAUCAAAUCCAGGCAUGCUCCUGCUCCAUUUGUGAUAGAGCUGCUCAUAGCGGCAGCGGAGCAGAUGAAGAUCACGGAGCUGCGCCUGCACAAGCUGCUCAGCGGCAGCCGCAGCCCGAGCUCCCCCGCGGAGCCGGCCGCCUAUGCGCAGGUCGAGCGGCGAGCAGGUCAGAUCCAAGCCCACCUGGUGGGAAACGGUGAGGCGGGGCGCUCGCCGAUCACCACACACAUGCUGGACACCAGCCUGGGCAAGCCGGCGGCUGGCGUGGGUGUGCAGCUGCACAGGCGCUGCCCCGGCAGCACCGCUGCCUGGCAAUUUGUUGUGCAGGGCACCACAGACCCCAAUGGCCGCAUCAGCGACCUCCUGCCUCCCUCCAACUCCAUCGAGCCCGGCGUUUACAGGCUGACCUUUGACGUGGCAUCCUACAUGAAGCUGUGCCACCUGGCAUACCCCAACUUCUUCCCAGAAGUGGCCUUCUACCCCCAGGCUAGCAUCACCUUUGAGAUCAGCCCCGCACAGGUCAACGAGCACUUCCAUGUGCCGCUGACUUGGAGCCCGUAUGGAUACAGCACCUACCGUGGCAGCUGAUGCAAGUGCUGUUGUCGGUUGAGACCUUGUCCUCGUGUGUUUUAUCACUGCAGAAUUGAGGUCCUGUCCCUGUCUUGGUGGCGGUAGAAGUAUUUGUUUGUUAGCAGCAUUGGCUUUUUGGGUUUUACAAGUGUCAUGACUUUCUCAGAUCCAUACCAUUGCAACCCUGUCUGCGUUGUCACAAUGCCUUGGGGCCCCUGGCCGGCCUCAUGCAAUGAUUGUUCAACUUGUUGAACAUGUGCGUAACUUGUUUUGAGACCAAAGGCACUUUUUUGAUGUCAUUUUCCCUGCAGCACCCGAAACCUGUUCUGAAUUUAUUCGCAGUGGCCCUUUCGAGAAUCCAGAAUGAUGUCCUUAAGGUUGAUUUCUUUGUUGGUCAGAUCUGAAGGAUCCUCCAAAGUUGGUGAUGAAUGUUUGGCUUUUGCUUAUUAAGUUUCCAUC
Molecule: messenger RNA, 1407 nt
Organism: Coccomyxa subellipsoidea C-169
Lineage: Eukaryota; Viridiplantae; Chlorophyta; Trebouxiophyceae; Coccomyxaceae
Product: Hydroxyisourate hydrolase
Exons: 6
Coding region: 1-966 (321 amino acids)
Biological process (GO): purine nucleobase metabolic process
Molecular function (GO): hydroxyisourate hydrolase activity; carboxy-lyase activity
Source: RefSeq, a predicted model, not a curated record